AAUGGAGGCAGCAGGAGCAUUGGCGAGCUUGGCUCCGUCACCUAUCACCGUGCUGGGGCUAAUUCCACUCCUGGCUCUCGGCAUCACAUACUUCAGAUACCAGCAAUACGACCCAGAGUCAUAUAUAACGGAUAUUAAUACUAUAAUGCCGAUCUACGACUUCGUGGUAGUCGGGGGAGGUUCUGCCGGCGCAGUAGUAGCUUCGAGGCUCUCCGAGAUCGGCAACUGGACCGUACUGUUGCUUGAAGCCGGCCAAGACGAAAACGAGAUUUCUGAUAUUCCAGCCUUAGCAGGUUACACUCAGCUCUCUGAAAUGGAUUGGAAAUUCCAAACGACACCGUCCAAAAACCGUUCCUAUUGCCUUGCUAUGAAUGCCGACCGAUGCAAUUGGCCUAGAGGCAAAGUACUCGGUGGGUCCAGCGUUCUUAACGCAAUGGUGUAUGUAAGAGGAAACCGUAAUGAUUACGAUCUGUGGGAAGCACUUGGAAAUCCUGGCUGGUCUUAUGAUCAAGUAUUACCCUACUUUUUAAAAUCCGAAGAUAAUCGCAAUCCGUAUUUAGUAAACACGCCAUAUCAUUCGGAAGGCGGGUAUUUGACGGUCCAAGAAGCCCCGUGGCGGACACCGUUAGCCGUAACUUUUUUAAAAGGUGGUAUGGAACUGGGUUAUGAAUUUCGCGAUGUAAACGGCGCCAAACAAACAGGUUUUAUGCUGACGCAAGCAACGAUGCGGCGGGGAAGUAGGUGUAGUACGGCAAAGGCUUUUCUAAGACCAAUUCGAAACAGAAAUAAUUUACACAUCGCUCUAGGAGCUCAAGUCACACGUAUAUUAAUCAACAGUGUAAAAAAACAAGCUUAUGGCGUCGAGUUCUAUCGCAACGGUGAAAGACACAAGGUGAGGAUUAAGCGAGAAGUUAUCAUGUCAGCGGGGGCAUUAGCUACUCCUCAGAUCAUGAUGUUGAGUGGAAUCGGUCCUGCAGACCAUUUACGAGAACAUAACAUACCGUUAGUCGCUAACCUUAAAGUUGGACAUAAUUUACAAGAUCAUGUUGGACUAGGUGGAUUAACAUUUGUCGUUAACAAGCCAGUAACAUUUAAAAAGGACCGUUUUCAAUCAUUUUCCGUAGCGAUGGACUACAUUCUUCAUGAGAAAGGUCCGCUGACGACACAAGGUGUAGAGGGUUUAGCUUUCGUCAAUACAAAAUAUGCUCCAUCAUCUGGACAGUGGCCUGAUAUACAAUUCCAUUUUGCACCGAGUUCCGUAAACUCAGAUGGAGGAGAACAAAUACGAAAAAUAUUGAAUUUACGCGAUCGAGUCUACAACACCGUUUAUAAACCUAUAGAGAAUGCGGAGACGUGGACAAUACUACCAUUACUUCUAAGACCGAAAAGCUCCGGGUGGAUAAAAUUAAAAAGCAGAAAUCCAUUCCACGCACCAUCAAUCGAACCAAAUUAUUUCGCUUACAAAGAGGAUAUACAAGUGCUAACGGAGGGUAUAAGAAUUGCCUUUGCUUUAUCAAACACGACGGCUUUUCAGAAAUAUAGAUCUCGACCUCAUAAUAUUCCACUGCCUGGUUGUCAACAACAUCAAUUAUUCAGCGAUGAAUAUUGGGAAUGUAGCCUUAAGCAUUUUACGUUUACAAUAUAUCAUCCAACUGGGACUUGCAAGAUGGGUCCAAAUCAUGAUCAGGAUGCUGUGGUUGAUCCUAGAUUACGGGUCCACGGAGUGGCGAAUCUAAGAGUCGUUGAUGCUAGUGUCAUGCCCACUAUUAUAAGUGGAAAUCCUAAUGCUCCUGUUAUUAUGAUAGCAGAGAAAGCGUCCGAUAUGAUAAAGGAAGAUUGGCAGGUGUUAUGACAGUGUUUUGUGUGCUUAUAGUCAUUGGAUGCUAAAGAACUAUUUAUGUAACAAGGUACUUUUAGUUGUUUAUUCUUAAAACAAUUAUCAAUAAGUAUGUACAUAAUAUUAUCAUACUCAAAAUUGUUAAUAAAUAAAUAAAUAGAAUAAAAAUA
This is a messenger RNA of Maniola jurtina (meadow brown), 2007 nucleotides long. RefSeq names its product glucose dehydrogenase [FAD, quinone]-like. Gene Ontology annotation, molecular function: oxidoreductase activity, acting on CH-OH group of donors; flavin adenine dinucleotide binding. The transcript is spliced from 2 exons. The coding region runs from base 2 to 1852 and encodes 616 amino acids. The record is from RefSeq and is a predicted model, not a curated record. Lineage: Eukaryota; Metazoa; Arthropoda; Insecta; Lepidoptera; Nymphalidae.